Messenger RNA from Artibeus jamaicensis (Jamaican fruit-eating bat), 546 nucleotides. RefSeq names its product chromosome unknown C1orf100 homolog (gene SPMIP3). The record is from RefSeq and is a predicted model, not a curated record. NCBI's taxonomy places the organism in Eukaryota, Metazoa, Chordata, Mammalia, Chiroptera, Phyllostomidae. The coding region runs from base 1 to 492 and encodes 163 amino acids. The transcript is spliced from 5 exons.
AUGUCUGCCAUCCAGCUACGAACAUUUCUUGACCACCGCCCAGGGAUCCCACCCAGCACGUCCAUCGCUCGUCAAGGGAAGGACCUGCGGGGCUACCUCCCUGGGCAGCUGGCGAGAGCCCAUUUGGACUACUGCGUAAUGACAUCUCCCAGACAUUCAGAGCCUGCAGAACCAUGGUAUAAAGAAACCACGUACCAAAGAGACUAUUGUCUGCCAUUUUACAACGUUGGCUGGGACCAGAAAUUAGCCACGGCUUCGCAGAAUCCACGGCCGCUCGUGGAGUCGCUGCCGGAGUUCUGCCAUCCUGAAGAAGGUUGCUGCUGGACCGAAAACUUCCAGACUCGCUGUGGCGCUGGGGCACCUGUGGCGUCCUUAGCCCGUCACAGCGCUCAUCCCUGUUUGCUGGCCAUGUCGUCUCCCCUACGGUACAGUCCGGGAAGACUGUGUACUUGUCCCUGCCACGCACAUCUAGCAAAUUCCAGCUUACAGUAACCGCCUCCCUCGCUCACGGCUUUGCGUUCUGCAGUUUCGGUUACCCACGGUCGA